AUGGUCAAUUUUGCGGUGAACGAAGCAGAUGGAGAAGCAGAGGACGACAGAGACGAGGAGGCGUUCGAGACGGACGAGGAGAGAAGAUUUAGCGCUGCUUUUUCUUCGUCCUCGUCGUCUUUUAAAAACGACGACGGGGGUUUUCAACGGCAGCGGCGAACUGGACGGCGGCGGCGAAAAUUGAAGAAUUCGUUGGACUUUGAAGACGAUAUCGAGGAGGAGGAGGAUGUCGGAACGGGAAGAGGAAGAAGAGAAGAAACAGAAGAAAGAGACGACUACGACGAACGACGACGAGGAAGAGGAGACGGACGACGGGGACAACGGGAGCGAGAACGACGACGACGACGACGGUCUUCAUCGUCAUCGUCUUCUUCUUCUUCUUCGUAUUCUUCGCCGGCGCUUCCCAACGUGACUUUACUCACCAACGGCGAAACGGAAAAGUGCCUUCCCAUAGCGGCGACUUCCAACCAGUACGGAUACUUUUGGGGCACCACCGAUGCCGCCGUGCAACGCGUCGCUAUUUCUUUGCUCGGCGUCGUUUUAUGUUCGACUAUUAAUGAUUUUGAAAUCGGGACGGCGUUGCAAGUGCCGUUCGCGACAUUUUUUCUCUGGGCGCCCAUCGCGUUGGCGGCGAGAAGGAACGCAGCCGCGCGCGCAGGCGAAUUCGUCGGAUUGUGGAGAGCGCGAGUGAAAGACAUCGAAGUCGUCCCGGUCGUUGCGAAAACCUUCGAGAACGCUCGACAAAAAUCAUCGUCGCGGGGACGAAGAAAUACUCGAAAAACGACGAGCGAGAUGCUCUUGAUUGAUUUCAUCGACCCAAUCUCCUCGUUCGAAGUCUCUUUUCGCAUACCAAACGAACGCAGAUACGACGACGUGCAAAUAGGAGACGCGUGCGAACUCAUCGUCUCCUCGGACGACGAUUUGUUCCGAAACUUUGUCGCCAUUCGGGAGGCGUACGUCCCCGAGUUGGACGUUUGGGUGGGCGAGUACCCUUUUCUGGACAGAAACGGGUUCGUCUUGGUCUCCAAAAGAGUCUCAAACAACUAG
Molecule: messenger RNA, 1047 nt
Organism: Bathycoccus prasinos
Lineage: Eukaryota; Viridiplantae; Chlorophyta; Mamiellophyceae; Mamiellales; Bathycoccaceae
Exons: 1
Coding region: 1-1047 (348 amino acids)
Source: RefSeq, a predicted model, not a curated record